AUGAAUCCCCAACCACAAACUCAACAACAACCACCACCACCGCCAUUGUUACCACCACAACAACAACCACCUCCACCGCCACAGCUACAGCUACAACCAAACCGUCCCUCCACCUCCUGCGACAUCCAUCCCCAAGAGACUUUCACCGGCUUCUGCCCUUCAUGCCUCUGCGAACGCCUCGCCGUUCUCGAUCCAAACAACAACAACGCCUCCUCCUCUUCCACCUCCAACCGCAAACCCCCUACUUCCUCCACUGCCGCCGCUGCACUUAAAGCCAUUUUCCGUCCCUCCACUUCCCAACGCAAUAACCGUCCUCCUACUUCAGCUUCGUCCAACUCACUCUUCCCUGAACUCCGCCGCACUAAAUCCUUCUCCGCCUCCAAAAACGAAGGGUUCUCCGGUACAUUUGAGCCUCAACGAAAAUCCUGCGACGUUCGCGGUCGUAGCACGCUCUAUUCUCUCUUCAAUCAAGCCGACGAACGCAAAAUCCCCAAAACUGAACCUCCACGUCUCCUCCCUGAGCUUGAUACCAGAAACCUAGCUUCAUCGUCUACUGUUCAACAACCGUUCAUCGAGUCUGAAGAACACGAAGACGAAGAUAACAUUGUCGUUGAAGAAGAUUCAGACCAAGACGAAAUUAGGGUUUUAGAACCGCCACAACCACUGCAACAACGAGAGCGAGAGCUUUCCAAUGUGAUUGAGGAAACUUUUCACGAAAUCGUAGAAGAAGAGCCUGAUUUUCAACUUGAACCGGAACCAGAGUUAGUUUUUGCUGAAGAAGAUACCUUGAAACCGAUGAAGGAACACAUGGAUCUAGAUUCACAGGCGAAGAAAAGUUCAGGUCGAGAUUUAAAGGAAAUCGCCGGAAGUUUCUGGUCGGCGGCUUCAGUUUUUAGCAAGAAGCUUCAGAAAUGGAGGCAGAAGCAGAAAGCUAAGAAGCGAGGUCCUCGAAAUGGCGCUGUUUCAGGCUCAUCGACUCUAUUGCCGGUGGAGAAGCCAAUCGGCCGUCAAUUUCGGGAAACUCAGUCAGAGAUCGCGGACUACGGCUUCGGCCGUCGUUCCUGUGAUACUGAUCCACGAUUCUCGCUCGACAUAGCUCGCAUGUCGUUUGACGAUCCUCGUUACUCGUUCGAGGAGCCACGAGCUUCUUGGGAUGGUUAUCUGAUUGGAAAGACAUUUCCCAGAGUGCCUUUACCUACUAUGCUUUCUGUUGUUGAAGAUGCUCCUGUUCAUGUUCAAAGAACUGAUUCGCUUAUACCGGUUGAGGAGCCACCGCUUUUGAAUGAGAAUGGUGAAGAGAAUGUCAAUAUGCCUGGUAAUUCGACUCAGACGAAAGAGUAUUACUCUGAUUCUUCAACCAGGAGAAGGAAAAGCCUUGAUAGGUCUAGUUCUAUUCGGAAAACCGCAGCUGCUGUUGUUGCUGAAAUGGAUGAAUUGAAACCUGUUUCUAAUGCUAAGGUUACUCCUGCUACUGCUAGUGUUAAUGUUAACGCUAAUGCUAGUGUUACUGUUAAUGCUAAUGCUGGUGUUGAUUAUUUAUUACAUGGACAGAAAGUUGAUAGGGAUUUGAGGGAUUAUUCAAAUAAUUCCAAUUCUAAUUCAAAUAAUUCCUUGAGGGAUGAUUGUUCUGAGAGUUUUGAAUUGGGGUAUAGAGAUAAUGCUUCUGUUGUUGGGAGUAAUAAUGGUUAUGGUGAUCGUAAAGGAGGGUCUAAGAAGAGUUCGAGUCGAUGGAGCAAGGCGUGGAGUAUUUGGGGCUUUAUACAUCGUCGUGGUGGAGGAAAUAGUAACAAAGAGGAGGAAGAUGAUAGGUAUAGUAGUAGAGGAGGUAACGGUAAUGGGGUGGAACGUUCUUACUCGGAGUCGUGGCAGGAGUUUAGAGGGGAAAGGAAUGGGGAUGUUAGAGGUGGUGUUGGAAUUGGUAGUAUUGGUGGUGGUGGUGGUUUGAAUAGGAAGAUAUUGAGGAGCAAUAGUAGUGUGAGUUGGAGGAAUGCACCGAGCAUGGGAGGAAGCAUGGGUGGUGGAGGAGGAAUUUUCAGCGGGAGGAAGAGUGAUGUUCAGAGUAGUAAUGGGUACCUUGGAAGAAAAGCAAGGGAUGAGUUUGUGUUGGAGAGGAACAGAAGUGCGAGAUACUCUCCUAAUAACAAUAUGGAUAAUGGCGGUCUCUUGAAGCUCUACUUAACGCCUGGUGGCCGGAGAAACGGUGCUUCGAAAGGAAGGUCUAAUCAGGCACAUUCUAUUGCUAGAAGUGUACUUAGGUUGUAUUGA
Molecule: messenger RNA, 2265 nt
Organism: Lathyrus sativus (Indian pea)
Lineage: Eukaryota; Viridiplantae; Streptophyta; Magnoliopsida; Fabales; Fabaceae
Source: the annotation of a GenBank genome assembly